AUGAGAUUAUUAUUAUUAUUAAUUUUAAUAAUAACAAUUAAUUUUAGUUAUGGUGUAUUAACACCUAAAAAUUUAGCAGGUGAAGCAAGUGAAUUUGGUUCAUUUAAUAUUCCAAAUCCAAUGGAUGUAGCACAAAGUAGUGAUAGUUCAUUAUUUGGUAUUUCAAUGACACAAAGCCAAUUGAAAAAUUCAUUUGAAUGGUCAGGAGUUGUACCAGUUGAUUCAGAAGAAGAAUUUACAUUAACAUUCUUUUCAAGUUUUCCAUUAAGUGAAUUUAAAGUUGAAGCAUCACCAAAAACUUCAUUAUCAUCUUCCAAAUCAGAAUCAGAACAUAAAUCAAAAUUCUAUAAGGUGAUUAAAUCAAUAUAUCAAACACCAACCGUUACCAAUGGUUCAUUUGGUAUUGAUGGUGCAACAACUCCAUCAUUUAGUUUAACAUGGGAUAAACCAGUUGUUGGAGAUUGGAAUGUUGUAAUCACAGCCUCAUCAUCAUUAAGAAAGAAUGAAAAAUUCCAAAAGAUGGUAGAAGAUUCAACACCUCAAUUGUUAAUGUUGGUUCAAAAUCCAAGUGAUACUCAUAUCUACUCUUAUGUAUCAUCAUACAAUAAUUUAUUCACAGGUCAAAAAGUAUCAGUUUUAGCAAUGCUCCACAAGAAGUCAGAAUUCAUUAAAAAGUCUUCUGCCAAUCGUCCACUCAAUUGGAAACCAUCACCAAUUUUAUUAUCAGAUGUUUCAGCAGAGAUGAUUUUAGGUUUACCAGAUGGUUCAAAAGAAACUAUCCCAAUGUUUGAUGAUGGUCUUCAUGAUGAUGAACAAGCAAAUGAUGGUCUUUUCGGUGGUUACAUCAAUGUAAGUGAAUUGGGUAAUUAUGACCUUCAAGUAGUUUACAAAGGUUCUCAAAAUGGUAAUGGUGUAAUUCGUUCAAAUCAACAUCUCAUUCCAAUAACUUCUCAAUAUUUAGAAUUAACUGGUGAAGUUCAAUCAGUUCAAGAUGGUGAUGCAAAUUUAAAUAUCUAUUUCAUUGUCAAUAGUCCAAACCAAACCACUGUUGAUCAAACACCAGUACAUGUUUAUUCAGAAGUUUAUGGUACUGAUGAUGAUGGUAAAAAAGUUGCAAUUGCUUGGGUUGCCGGUGUUACAUCAGCUCAACCAAUUCAAGGUUCAACCACUACUUUUGCACUCUCUGCAGUUCUUAAUGAACGUUGGAUCGCCAAAGUUGGUGCAACCGCUCCAUUCUUUGUAAAGAAUGUUCAAGUCUCUGAUUUGGAUACUUUUAUUCCACUUUCAAAUACAACAUCAACAUCAAAUGUUAAAAUGGUUGGUGAAUAUAAAGAUGUUCGUACAAUUGUUCAUUCUCCACCACUUCAUGAAAUCACCAAAGAAAUGAGAGAUGGUAAAAUGCCAAAAGAAUUGGCUGAUCGUAUUGGUAAAUCAACUGGUAAUGGUAAAUUAAUUCUUACACAUGGUUAUUGUAGUGAAGGUGUUUGGCCAAUUGAGGAUUUUGAAAAUUCUGUAGAGUUCCAAGAUUUUAAUCAAAAUCGUGGUAAUGAUGAAUUUGCUCAAAUACUUGCCAAUUUCGGUAGCCAAUAUACCGAUGGUUUUUCACUUGUUGCUCAUAGUCAAGGUGGUAACGCUGCUCUUCACCUCGUAACAUUCUAUUUCAGUGGACUUGAUCUUUCUCAAAAACUUGAAGGUCGUGUCAUUCAAUCAAUGGGUACUCCAUACCAAGGUACUGCUCUCGCUGGUACUUGGGCUUCUAUUGGUAGUGCUGUAGGUGUUGGUUGUUCUGCAAAUGAUGAUCUCACUGUUGAUGGUGCCGCUUUAUGGUUAAAAUCAAUUCCAGCAGAUAAAAGAGCUUUAGUUUAUUAUACAACUACUCAAUAUAGUACUGGUUCUUUAAUUAAUUAUUGUAAUUUGGCUUCCAAUGCAGUCUUAGAAUGGCCAAAUGAUGGUGUUGUUGAUAAUGAGCAUACUCCACUCGAAGGUGGUGUAUAUUUAAAUAACUUUAAAGACUGGUGUCACUCUGAUGGUAUGCACUCACCACAACAAACUACAAAUACUGAAUAUAACAAAGAAAUGAGUUCCAACUCUGUUUGGUAA
Dictyostelium discoideum AX4 is the source of this 2100-nucleotide messenger RNA. RefSeq names its product conditioned medium factor (gene cmfA). The record is from RefSeq and is a predicted model, not a curated record. The transcript is spliced from 3 exons. Lineage: Eukaryota; Evosea; Eumycetozoa; Dictyosteliales; Dictyosteliaceae. The coding region runs from base 1 to 2100 and encodes 699 amino acids.